AUGGACGUCGACCCGAACCCCGCGGAGCAGCGCUCCUCGCGGAAGCACCUGCGCAGCAGUUCCGACGACGCCGAUCUGGAAUGGAGUUCGGACGAAUCCGGUCGCUUCGAUGAUGCAGAUGAACGCGAGCUCGAGGACUACAAGUCGCCUUCGUCCAAGUCAGCCAAGCGACGCCGCUCGAACGAUUGGCCGCUGCCGGAUGAAUCUGCGGACUACGGACACCAUGAUCGUCGCGCGCGCAAUGGAGCGGGUGGUCUGGCCGCCAAUCUGGCAUCUGCAUACAAGUCUUCUCCUCGGGCUUCGCCGCGCGCUUCUGCGGGAUUCGCACGCGCGAGGCACAGUGCUGCGGCUGCAAACAGUCCGCGCAAUCUCCUGGGUCGGCGGUCGCGGUUUGUUGAGGCUACUAUGAGCGACAGCGUUAGUGAGAAGCCGCCGAGUAUCUUCAUGCAAGAGAAGAAACAGGCUGCUGCUCAGAAUCGUGGCUCUGGGAUCUUUCGAUUCGGAAAAGCUAUUGCCUCUGCCUUCAAUCCGUUUGGCGGCUGGAGCAAGAGCUCGCCAGAGAAUGUCAACAAGUCACCCCAGAAAGAUGCUCUUACUCAAGCAGAGCGGGCUUAUGAGGAGCUCAAGAAGGCAGGCUACAAGGGCACAAACAAGGGUGCCUAUAUGGAAAGCGCAAAUGUCGACCAACCUCAAGCCGAUCAGACAUGGCAGGCCAUCCAGGAGAAGAUGCUCCAUGGAAACCCAACUUUCCAUUGCGGGGAGCACGAGAAUAUGGGCACCCCAAUGCGUUCCCCGCAACGUUCUCCAACCAAAUCCUCGAAGCGCUCAUCUUUCCAGGACCUGCGGUCAUUGGGUUUACCAUUUAUGAGGUCCCAUGAACAGGUCACAACCGCGCCUUUGACUUACCAAGAACGAUCAUCCGAAGAUCUCGAGCCGAACGGGCUCCGGAGACAGAGGUCGAAGAAGGAAAUCCACCGUCAGGCCAAGCUAGUCAAGAAAGUCAGCAAUCUCGAAGACAAGCUGGACCGUGCCCGGCGAGAGCUUCGGGAGCUAAGCGGCAAUGAGGAGCGAGUGCCCGCCCCUAUCCCAGAGUCCACAGAGUCCCUACGAAUGAGUAUGGAUAUGAAUCCUGGGAGUUAUCCUCGCAAGUUUGUCCCAGGCGCGCUUCCCACUUUGCCCUCAGAGCGACUGCUCGACCAACAAGACACGGCUUCCAAAUCGCCCGAGCUUGAGAUGGGUGGCCUGACGGCUUUGCCAUCCAUGGAGGAUCGAGGAAGCUUCUCAUUUGAGGAACCACUGAAAUCCCCGAGUCCAUCACCGACCAAGUCCCCAAAGGGGAGGUCAAAAGAAUCACGGCCAUCUUCCAUGGGUAAGGAAAGCCCUUCCCGCAAAAGGAAGCCACCAGUUCCUGAACCUAUCCCUAGUCGGAUCCCUAUUCAGGCCAGUCCGACGAACCGCAACGACGACGUCCCCGAUCAACCGUCCGAGCUGGAGCAGCUGAUCGAAUUCGGUCUGCUCAGCCCACCCCGGCAAGCAAAGUUGCAGAAAUUCGAAGCCGGCGACAGCCCCGGCUCCGUCGAACGCAAACGAAACACCCUCGACCUCGACUACGGCAAACCGGCAGGCGACGCAGGCUCAAUGCAUAGAAGGUCCCCAUCAGUUCAGCCCUCAAGAUCCACACCCCCGCUGCGCAUGCGCCGCGGCCACUCGAAUCUACGCUCCCUCUCGCCGAAAAAUGCCUCCGAUGCGGACGAACAAUCAGCCCCAAGCAACUGCCUCUCGCCUUCGCCGCCUUUGGAAACUCACAAUGCAUUCUAUCUUCAGCAGCACCGCAACCUUGAUCCCGAUCGUACGCCUCGCUCUUCUCCCUCCAAGUCGGCCAAUUCCUCUCCGUCCAGGCCUGCCCAUACGCGCCGCCGGAGUCGUCAGGAGGAGGAUGUUCCCCCCGUCCCUCCCCUCCCUAAGGAGCUUCUCAGUGAUGCUGCAAAGGUAACCGGGUCGCCGUCGAAGAAGAAGAAUCCGAGGCAUAGUCUCGCCUCUGCGCUCGAGCCGCAGUCUCCUUCGGCUCGGAACAGGCAGUCGGCUAUUAUUGAGAAUUAUCAGUGGUCUUCGGAUAUCUUCUGA
Messenger RNA from Penicillium cinerascens, 2124 nucleotides. Its product is annotated as putative nuclear RNA binding protein. The record is from RefSeq and is a predicted model, not a curated record. Bases 1 to 2124 code for a protein of 707 amino acids. Lineage: Eukaryota; Fungi; Ascomycota; Eurotiomycetes; Eurotiales; Aspergillaceae. The transcript has a single exon.